This is a messenger RNA of Laccaria bicolor S238N-H82, 795 nucleotides long. RefSeq lists its product as uncharacterized. The record is from RefSeq and is a predicted model, not a curated record. Lineage: Eukaryota; Fungi; Basidiomycota; Agaricomycetes; Agaricales; Hydnangiaceae. The coding region runs from base 1 to 795 and encodes 264 amino acids. The transcript is spliced from 5 exons. Gene Ontology annotation, molecular function: holo-[acyl-carrier-protein] synthase activity; magnesium ion binding. Gene Ontology annotation, cellular component: cytosol.
AUGCUCGAUGAUGAGGGUCUGCGGGUUUGGGCCGUCUUUUACCACCAGACACUGCUGUCAGAAGAGUUAUACCAUGCUGGACUCCAAUUGGUUGACACCGAUAGCCAAGCGCGAAUCAAACGGUUCUAUCAACGCGACGAUGCUUGUCGUACCUUGAUUGGGCGUUUGCUCAUCCGAGCGGUGUUUCGCGAACGAGGGACGUCUCUCGAAGAUAUCAAGAUUGAAACCACACAAGCGGGCAAGCCUUAUAUUGUUGCUCCUGAACUGAAUCCCCCCAUCGGUUUCAAUAUUACGCAUGACAACGCUCUAAUUGCAAUGGCGUUUGCCCCUGGUGUACACAAUGGCCCAGCAUUCAAUGUUGGGAUCGAUGUCAUGAAAGUACGAUUGCCGAGCCAAGAAACAUUGUCUUCAUUUCUGCAGAUUUUUGGGGAACAGUUAACUCCACACGAGUAUAAUCUCGUGUUUUCGGCUGGAUCACAAGAAGAGGGACUGCGUCAUUUCUUUUGGAUGUGGACCUUUAAGGAAGCUUAUACCAAAGCACUCGGGCUAGGCCUUGGAUUCGAUUUCAAGCGAGUGGAAUUUGAUUCCCUUCAUAACGUUGUCCUCGUGGACGGAAAGUUGCCGAAAGGAUGGCGAUUUUACAUGUUCGUACUCAACGAUGGUGACGAUCUAUAUCAAGGAGUUGUUGCGCAGUAUGCUGGCGGGAUCUCCACACAAGUUAUACCAGCAAGCCCUCAUCAGGAUUGGUUGGUGACACUUGAUGCGGCCUCAUUUGUAAGGCAAGCGGUUGAUUGA